AUGUUUUGCCACGCGCUGCGACUGUGUCUGUUUGUACUGCGUGGGUAUACUUGCAGUAGCGAGUACGCGGAAUCGCAGAAACGCGACGGCGAUGUGGGAACGGCAGCCAGCUGCUUAUAUGUGUGCAGCAUCAUCACGCGAUUCGCUGGGCAUACAAGUAUUAGGCCACCGUUCGUGAUGGCGGGCGUCGCACAACCUAGUGCCAAACAUGCUUUUCGCUGCCGCCAUCUUUUUGGGCGAGAUUUGCAUGCUGUCAGCAGUCUGGAAUUGUCGCAGGGAGCCUGCGGUCUGCUGGAGAGAGAAUGGCUGCAGUCUGAGAAGCGCCCUUCGUGGCGCCAAAAAGCCAAGAUGCUCGGCUCGACGGCCUCGGGCGAACUAGAUGGACACAAGCUUGACAAGAUUGCUGGUUUGGCCUGCCUAGUCAGGGACGACACUGCAGUUCGGCACUGUUGUGGGCUGCAAUCCACUUCCUUGGCAAACCCUGUGGCCUCUAUAUCCAAGUACAGCACGGAGAACGGUAGCACGACCAGGAUCUCCGAAAGCAAAGUCUAA
Molecule: messenger RNA, 552 nt
Organism: Trichoderma atroviride IMI 206040
Lineage: Eukaryota; Fungi; Ascomycota; Sordariomycetes; Hypocreales; Hypocreaceae
Source: RefSeq, a predicted model, not a curated record